Diospyros lotus (date-plum) is the source of this 825-nucleotide messenger RNA. RefSeq lists its product as uncharacterized. Bases 1 to 825 code for a protein of 274 amino acids. The transcript has 2 exons. NCBI's taxonomy places the organism in Eukaryota, Viridiplantae, Streptophyta, Magnoliopsida, Ericales, Ebenaceae. Gene Ontology annotation, molecular function: nucleic acid binding; zinc ion binding. The record is from RefSeq and is a predicted model, not a curated record.
AUGGCAUUCAGACCACCAGCGUUCCAUGGAGGCACAGAUGCAGCAGCAGCGGAGAAUUGGAUGAUAUCGAUAGAGAAGCAUCUUCGAUCUAUUGGUUGUGCAGACGACCGACGAGUACAACUUAGCACAUUCCUAUUUAGAGGUGAUGCCGAGAGAUGGUGGGAGACUACCCGCCAGAGGUUUGCAUGGGUCAAGGAACAGAAAGUUUAUGAGUUCGUUCAAUUGGUGCAAGGUACUAAUACAGUGGCCCAGUAUAAGGCAGAGUUUACAACCCUGUCUCGAUAUACUCCAGAUUUGGUAUCCACUGAAGCAAAGAAGGCCGCCAAGUUCCAGAGAGGAUUGCGUGCAAAUAUCCGACAUACUUUUGGAGGAGCUCUGAGUGUGGAUUAUGCCACGGUAGUCCAGCGAGCGUAUACUAUUGAGUGGGACCGCAAUGAGUGGAGAGCAACACAAGCAGCUAAGAAGGGCACAAGUACAUCUCAAGGUUCAUCCAAUAAUAAGAAGAAGAAGUGGACAGUUGGACAAGGAAAUAAGAUAGAGAAUAAUCCACAAUGUGGUCAGUGUGGAAGGAAGCACGGGGGAUCGUGCCUAGCUAGGAAGAACGUAUGUUCCCAGUAUGGACAAGAAGGGCAUAGGAAGAAAGAUUGCCUGAGAAAUCAAGCAGCACUCCCCGCACCAGAGGUGACUUGUUUCAGGUGCAGACAAAAAGGACACAUAGCUAAUCGGUGUACACAAUCGCCCCAGAAUAGAGGUCAGCAGGUGAAUCAGAGGCCACCAGUAGCUAGAGGGCCAAGAGCACCUAUACCCGCAGUACCAGUAGCUUAG